AUGCUGGCACAGCUGGUAGUCACACAGACUCAAAAGUCGGAGGAUACUGGGUCUGCAUCCAUUACUUCUGAAGUUACUAGAGUGGGCCAGUUCAUAAGAAUAAACCCACCCAAGUUCUCUGGUGCUAAGCUAGAAGAUGACCCGCAGGAGUUCGUAGAUGAAAUAGAAAAGAUUUUCAAAGUAAUGCAUAUUGAUCAGGUGGAGGGUGUUGAGCUAGCAGUAUACCAGCUAAAGGAUAUAGCAAAUGAAUGGGAUAUGGACUUUGCUAGACUGUCAGUCCACAUACAGCAAGUUGAGGAGAAAGAGAAGAAGAUAGCCGGAUCUAGGGAAAAGGACAUUGGGAGAUGCGGGAGGAAUCAUCCAGCGAGAUGUCAGUUUGACGCUUUGGUGUGUUAUUCAUGUGGCCAACCAGGCCAUAUCCAGAGAGACUGUCCAAAAGCAAAGAGUAAUGUUGGAGGAGCCAAGUCGCAGACAAAUUCAUCUGCAACACCACCUCAGAAGGGUGCUACUUCAGCCGCCAAAAAUGGUCAGAACAGGUUGUAUGCUUUGACCAGCCACCAGAAGGUAUAG
This is a messenger RNA of Capsicum annuum, 570 nucleotides long. RefSeq lists its product as uncharacterized. Lineage: Eukaryota; Viridiplantae; Streptophyta; Magnoliopsida; Solanales; Solanaceae. Bases 1 to 570 code for a protein of 189 amino acids. Gene Ontology annotation, molecular function: nucleic acid binding; zinc ion binding. The record is from RefSeq and is a predicted model, not a curated record. The transcript is spliced from 3 exons.